Molecule: messenger RNA, 423 nt
Organism: Caenorhabditis briggsae
Lineage: Eukaryota; Metazoa; Nematoda; Chromadorea; Rhabditida; Rhabditidae
Exons: 2
Coding region: 1-423 (140 amino acids)
Biological process (GO): protein homooligomerization
Source: RefSeq, a predicted model, not a curated record
AUGGUCAACGAGCUAUCAUUCAACUGCGAGGACGCGUGGCUCAACCUUUUUGUGGGCGGGGACUUAUACCCUGUUCAAGUGAAGACUUUAAUGAAUCCUGCAACAUGUGGAACAUAUUUCCGCGACGUCGUCAAGGUUUUCGACGCCGCCAUUAAGGUACGAGGAUGCCAUUGGGAGACGUCACCGAAUCAUAUCAAGUAUCGAGUGGAUAUUGAUAGGGAUGGAGUUCUAUUUCGACAUGUGCUCCAAUACCUCCGCAACGGGAAGCUAACCAGUCUUCCAGAUGACACCUUCACCCUAGAAGCCCUUGUCGCUGAAGCCGACUUCUUCGGCAUCGAAAAGUAUCGAGAGAUGCUGAAAAAGAAGCUGUGGAAGCUGACAGGCAAACGUCAGUACUACGCUUGCUAUGAGGAUUCUGAUUGA